This is a messenger RNA of Myotis daubentonii (Daubenton's bat), 1879 nucleotides long. RefSeq names its product sulfotransferase 6B1-like. The record is from RefSeq and is a predicted model, not a curated record. Lineage: Eukaryota; Metazoa; Chordata; Mammalia; Chiroptera; Vespertilionidae. Gene Ontology annotation, molecular function: sulfotransferase activity.
AUGUCAUCCCAGAACCAGCCAGGAGUUCUUCAUAAAUUCAAGGGGACCCUCUUUUCUACUUUGUCUUCAGAAGAGCUUCUGAAUUCCCUGGAUUCUUUCCACGCAAGAGAAGAUGAUGUCUUUCUGGUGUCCUAUCCAAAAUCUGGCACUCACUGGAUUGCAAAAGUCAUUGAGAAUAUUCCCAAUGCUGAAAUUACUCUAACAUCUCCAAUUGAAUUGGGAGACGUUUCUAAAUUUGAAGAGCUAAAAAUGUGUUGUAAGAGAAGAGUCAUUCCAACACAUUUGAGCUAUAACAUGCUACCAGUGGAUAUUAAACAAAAGCAAUGCAAGAUUAUCUACAUCGUUAGGAAUCCAAAAGACACAGCUGUUUCUCUAUUCCAUUACUACAGAGAUAACCCUAAUCUCCCUGGCGUGGAAACCUGGGCUGCGUUUUUAGAGUUGUUCCAGGAAGGAAAUGUUGUGUAUGGAUCCUGGUUUGAUCACAUUUUAAGCUGGGAAGACCACAAAAAUGAUAAAAACAUUCUAUUUAUAUUCUAUGAAGAAAUGAAGAAAGAUCUUUCUAAAAGCAUAAAGAAAAUAACCACUUUCCUCGGUAUAAAUGUGAGUGAAAGCGACAUCAAUCACAUUGCUUGGAAAUCAUCGUUCAAGGAAAUGAAAAAUAAUGCAGCCAAAGAAAACUGUGAUCCAAACAAGACCAUCUGUGCCCUCACAUCGAAUAAGAACCUGGUAUUUAGGAAAGGAGCUGUGGGUGAUUGGAUAAACUACUUUACUUCAAAGCAGAAGAGAGUAUUUGAUGAACUAUUCACAGAGAAAAUGAAACACAGCGAACUAGCAAGUCACUUUGAAGAUUACUCUUAAUAUAAAUGGAAAAUGAAACCAAUUUCCAUUUUACGCGAUACAGUGCUUGUGGAAUACAUAAAUAUGUUUUACCAAUGUGGAAAGCAGAUAUUUCCUUCAAUGAGAAACAAACACUUUAUGAAUGUGUCAAAAGUGCCAUGUGUGAGAGACUAUUAUUAUAUUUUAUAGUAGCAGAGAAUUAUUAAUAAAAGAAAGUAUAUACUUUUUGAAUAGCUAAAUUAUAUGUCUGCUUUCAGUAUAUUUAUAUGGCAAGGAGAUUACUGUUAUUCAGAGAGCAUAUUACUGUGGGUGUCCUAUAAACUGCAUUAAUGUACAACAAAAGAGGUGAGGGAUUAUCUAAAAUAACCAGUGUCUGAAAAGAAUCUAUUUCUUGGCUGUUUGGACCAUCAUGACCUCUAGACACACAUUUUUAUUUCAACACUCCCUGGUGCCCAUGUGGAAAUAUUCUCUAGUGUCAGAGCAAUGACAAACACCAUCUACUAAAGUGAAAACACCUAAUAGGUCAAUUAUAUCAGAUGAUCACAAUCUGGUAUUUUGGUGAAAUGAAGAAUGAAAAGAUACGCCUUUUGCAUUAAAUUAACACUGGUGUGGCUUUCCAGUAUGUCCCUUAUCUUAAAUAAAGUCAUUCAAAUUACAAAAUCUCUUAUUUUCCAGUUUUGAAAAGUAUAAUUUUCUUGUAGCUUUAGCCUAGAGGACAUUGUAAUGGUAUUUCAGUGAACUUAUUUUAGGAUUAUUGCCUUAAUUCUAAUACAUUGGUUAUGAACCAAUGUAUGGUUCAUAUUGUUUACAUUUGUGCCAUAGUAUCUAACUCAAGGCUAAUGGAAAUCAAAAUGUAUAUUGUAUAUGACUCUGAGCUAUGAAACCAAAACAAUGGGUUGAGUGAGUUAAUUCAGCCAAACACCAAUGUACUGUGAAUCUUAUUUUUAGUAACACAUCUGUUGGAGGUUUUUGUACCAAGUUUAAUCACAAUUCAGCCAAUAUUAGAUCUUCACGAAUCUUCUAUAUAUACAUAUUUGCUACA